AUGUUUGUACAUGGUCGUGUGUGUGUGGCGGCAGGUGUUAGUGAACGAGUGGGUGGAGUCGACGUACAUGUCGCCGCGGAGCCGCGCGCAGAUACAGACGCAGAUGGAGCGCUCCAGCGAGACGUGGAGUGGGAGUGGUCCGGUCCGCUGCACCAGCGGCGGUACGAGCAGGUGCGCGCGCAGUGGGCGCAGCGCGACGAGAAGCACGUGGUGCGCGGCGCGCUGCGGCUGCUCGCGUCCAGCGCGUUCUGCAGGCUGCUGCACGCGUGCACCGACAUACAGGUGCAGCACCACGCGCCGCCGCAGCUGCAGCGCUGGACGCCGGGCUCGUUCACUUUGUUGCCGCCGCGCGAGCACUACCAGCAGCCGCGGCUGGAGGUGGUGAUGUACCUGGGGGUGCCCCAGCGGCGGAUAGCGGGCGCCUCCACGCUCUACGUGGCCCCCGAGGACGAGGCGGCGGGCGCGGCGAGUGCAGGGGGCGCAGGGGGCGCUGGGGGCGCAGGGAGUACAGGGGGCGCGGCGGCGGCGGCGGGUGCGGGGGCGGGGGCAGCGCUGGUGACGCUGCCGCCGGUGAACAACGCCCUCAACCUGGUGUACUGCGACGCGGGCGCCGCCUCGUUCACCGAGUACCUGAGCAGGCUGGGCGCGCGCGCCGACGAGCCGUUCUACAUCCUCACGUGCACGUACAAGGAAUGA
This is a messenger RNA of Diatraea saccharalis (sugarcane borer), 696 nucleotides long. The record is from the annotation of a GenBank genome assembly. Lineage: Eukaryota; Metazoa; Arthropoda; Insecta; Lepidoptera; Crambidae.